Molecule: messenger RNA, 2072 nt
Organism: Miniopterus natalensis
Lineage: Eukaryota; Metazoa; Chordata; Mammalia; Chiroptera; Miniopteridae
Source: RefSeq, a predicted model, not a curated record
GGAUGCCAUCCAACCUCCAUUUUUUUCCCCCAAAUGACAUGCUAGACUUAAUUCUGUGUCGCAGCACCCUUUUUUCUGUUAUAUAUUGAUAAUGUCAUUACGUGAGACACACCAGUAUUUCACAGCAAGACCUCGACUUCAUGGAUCUCAUAGGGGAAGACAGACAGUGGACGCUGGGGAGGAAGUUAAUGCAGGUGAAUGACACUCUGACUUCAGAAGACGCAGGACUUCGGAGCAGCAAGAACUGCACUGAACCAGCCCUGCAUGAGUUCCCCAGUGACAUCUUCACCAACGAGGACCGAAGACAGGGGGCAGUGGUUCUCCAUGUGCUCUGUGCCAUGUACAUGUUCUACGCGCUGGCCAUUGUAUGUGACGACUUCUUCGUCCCCUCCUUGGAAAAGAUCUGCGAGCGCCUGCACCUCAGUGAAGAUGUGGCUGGGGCCACGUUCAUGGCGGCGGGCAGUUCGGCCCCAGAGCUGUUCACAUCUGUCAUAGGCGUCUUCAUCACCAAGGGCGACGUGGGAGUUGGGACCAUCGUGGGCUCGGCGGUGUUCAAUAUCCUGUGCAUCAUCGGGGUCUGCGGGCUCUUCGCUGGGCAGGUUGUGGCUCUUUCCUCCUGGUGCCUGCUGAGGGACUCGAUUUACUACACGCUGUCCGUGGUCGCACUCAUCGUGUUCAUUUAUGAUGAACAAGUUUCCUGGUGGGAGUCUUUAGUCCUUGUGCUGAUGUACUUUAUCUACAUCGUCAUCAUGAAAUAUAAUGCGUGCAUACACCAGUGCUUUGAAAGGAGGGCGAAAGGUGCUGGGAACAUGGUCAACGGCUUGGCCAACAACGCUGAAAUCGAUGACAGCAGCAACUGCGACGCAACUGUGGUGCUACUCAAGAAAGCCAAUUUCCACCGCAAAGCGUCAGUGAUCAUGGUGGACGAGCUGCUGUCGGCCUACCCACACCAGCUGUCUUUCUCCGAGGCUGGCCUUCGAAUCAUGAUCACCAGCCACUUCCCCCCCAAGACCAGACUCUCCAUGGCCAGUCGCAUGUUGAUCAAUGAGAGACAAAGGCUGAUAAACAGCAGGGCCUACACCAAUGGGGAGUCCGAGGUGGCCAUCAAAAUCCCAGUCAAGCACCCGGUGGAGAACGGGACGGGGCCCGGCAGUGCCCCAGACAGGGGCGUGAAUGGGACGCGGAGGGACGACCUUGCUGCCGAGGCCGGCGACGAGACCGAGACCGAGAACGAAGACAACGGGGAAGACGAGGAGGGUGACGAAGGGCCCUACACCCCAUUCGACCCCCCCGCUGGCAAACUGGAAACAGUGAAAUGGGUGUUCACCUGGCCACUGAGUUUUGUCUUAUACUUCACUGUACCCAACUGCAACAAGCCCCGCUGGGAGAAGUGGUUUAUGGUGACAUUUGCCUCCUCCACCCUGUGGAUCGCAGCCUUCUCCUACAUGAUGGUGUGGAUGGUCACAAUCAUUGGUUACACGCUGGGGAUUCCUGACGUCAUCAUGGGGAUCACCUUCCUGGCAGCUGGAACCAGUGUGCCUGACUGUAUGGCCAGCCUCAUUGUGGCCAGACAAGGCAUGGGGGACAUGGCCGUGUCCAACUCCAUCGGGAGCAAUGUGUUUGACAUCCUCAUUGGCCUCGGUCUCCCCUGGGCCCUGCAGACUUUGGCUGUGGAUUAUGGAUCCUACAUUCGGCUGAACAGCAGGGGACUAAUCUACUCCGUGGGCCUGCUCCUGGCCUCUGUCUUUGUCACAGUGUUUGGCGUCCACCUGAACAAGUGGCAGCUGGACAGGAAGCUCGGGUGUGGCUGCCUGUUCCUGUACGGCGUGUUCCUGUGCUUCUCCAUCAUGACGGAGUUCAACGUGUUCACCUUCGUGAACUUGCCCAUGUGCGGGGAACACUGAUCCACCGGGCGCCCGCCGAGGCUCAGUUCCUUCUCUUCUGUGCAAUACAAGACCUGGCCGCACCCCGAGUCACAGGGGCCCCCAGGGCCGGGCUUCCGUCUCUCCCUUGCUGUCCACAGGCCUCUGCUCCUGCCUCAGUGGCCCAGGCUCUCCCGCCCCCCCCUCCGC